AGAACCGUUAGCAAGAACCAGAAUUUACUUCUUUAUAAGUAUUGACACUGCAGUUCGUGUGCCGUACGAAAUUUUUUUUCUGGUGCUUUCUAAGCAAGGUCCCUUGUAUUUCCAAUAAUUGUCAACUAGCAUUGAAUAGGAAUUGCUCCAUUAACUGGCGUUGCAAUACGCCCACCAGCCCAAUUAUCUUGUGAAAUAAAUCAUAAUAAGCAAGUAAUCGAUUUUCUCUUUGAGUUUCGAUAGUUCUGCUCUUAAAACUCCCAGCACAUUUCACGCAGAGAUGGAAGAUCUGGGGAAUCCACAGAAUCGGACGAUCACCUUGCUCCUUAACGGAACCGUGUGCCUUCGCGCUGAAAGGCAGUUGUUAACUAAAUUAUCGCCAAAUUAUUUCCGCCCUAUGCUCCAGCAUGGCCAGUUCAGCGAGUCCCACCACGACGAAAUUCGACUGAUGCUCCCUGCGGAAUUUAAUGCGGAAGCGGGGAAACAGUUACUGGAAGGAAUUCUCAGCCAGCGCAAUCCAGCCGAGUGGCUCCCGACAACCGACGCAGAUCUGGCUGACUUUCUGAUUCUGGCUGAUUAUUUCGGUUUUGACGAUGUGGCCGACGUGUGCGGACAACGGUUGCUGGAAUUUAUUACACCCGAUAAUGCGUGCUUUCUGUGGAAAUUGGGGGAUGUGUGCCGCGUGAAGACACUGAUGGAGGGCGCCUUACGAGACGUGCUGCGAAAAGGUAUUACGGAUUUGAUCGAAUUGCCUGAGUUCUUGGAGUGUGGACUGACGGCGCUCCUGGAGUUUCUCUCGUAUAAGAACUUGGUGAUGAAAAGUGAGGAAGAAGUCUUGAAUCUGGUAUUAGCUUGGUGCAAUUUCGCCAAGGAUUCCCGUUGGAACGCCGAAACACUGGACAUGCUCCUGCCAAAGCUCCAUCUAGACCGCAUCCCCAACGAAAUUUCCGAACUGAUCGCUAACAACUCUGAGCCGUUAUCUUCAUCCCUGAGAGCCGCCGCUCAGCAGCAGGGCUUACUGAUUUCUCCGUGUGGAAAUGAAUUAAAACAGCGACCAGCCCAACACCGUCCCGCCAAACAGGCCAUCCUCCUGUACACCGGCCGCCCUACCUGCCGUUAUGCCCAACAGCUAUCGUCCGAGGUGCCGGAGGGCACCUUGUCCAUUUUACAUCCUCGGUGGAAGAAAACCGCAGAUAUUAAAUUUCCCUGGGAGGACCUGGAUAUCGGCCGGUUCCGCUAUAGCACGUAUGCGGUACGCAUCGAUUAUGAACUGAUUUUCCAGGUGCGCUGGACAUUGCGGCGCGGGAGUGCGUACGGGCAGCGGGGACACCCGCCCGGCACGCGCGUUACUAUGGAUCCCGAAGAGGCAGAGGAAAUUCGUGCGGCACUGGGCGGUUUGUGGGGUGAGGAGGCGGGGCGGAAGUACCGCUUGCCGCAGAUCGGAGUGGCGCUGAGCCUACGGGAUAUGAGUUACCGGCGCGUGGCCAUCUUGGAUUUCCAGCUUGUUGAGUUCGAUAAGAAUCCUCCGGCGGCGGUGGGCAGCUGUGUGUAUGGAUGGAAUCCCGAGCGACAGUUCGUCAAGUGCGAUGUGGAGAUGAAUGCUGUAACCGUAUUGGCGUCACCGAGAUUUGCCAAAAUAGAGUCCAGUGUUGCCGUAAGCGGUACAACACUGCUGUACUGCGGCGGCCGCACGGCGUCGGUGAUGGGCAGUGUGAAGGCGCUGACCACGGUAGAGGCUUACGAUACACUGACGGAUCAAUGGCGCAUUCUGCCUCCCAUGGCUUAUGACCGUGAGAAACCCGGUGUGCUCGUCAACGGUGAUUAUCUGUACGUCUGCGGAGGCUACACCACCGAGAUGGACUACUCCGAUCGGUACGUCGGCUGCUAUCUGGGCAACUACUACGCCGAACGUCUCCACUUACAAACGGAAAUCUGGGAACCCCUACCGCGCAUGCAGUAUUCCCGGCACGGUCACGGUAUGUUUGAAUGGGGCGGGUUAAUCGUGGCAAUGGGCGGCAGCAAUCUGGAUCUGUUUCUCGAGAACGUGGAGGCGUACGAUCCGCAGAAGAACUGCUGGGCGACGAUCGAUAUGCCGGAAAUGGAGGGCUUGGAGUUAUCGUUCUUCGGGCUGCAGAUUACGACGUGCUUCGUAGUGGAGGUCACGCAGGAUAUGUGGGAAUGCAGUUUGUUCUAUGACGGCUACACCGGUGAAGAUGACAGUGAUAACGACGAGGAUAUUGAGGAAGAAGAUACCGAGGAUAGCGGACAUGACGGCGGUGAGGAUAGUGAUCAGGAUUAGUUUACUGAAAAUGACUUGGUUAACUGUCUUGUGAUGAUGGAGAUGCUGGGGAUCACUGUUGACUAUGGGAAUCGUUAGGUCGACACCGGAUUGUCAUUGCGUAUAAUUGCCGCUGAAUUCUUUGUUUGGUGCUUUAUAUAAUUGUACGAGUAACUUGUAUUUUAUUUGUGAACCUUGGUUGAUUUAGCAUUGUCUCCGUGUGCGGAUAAUGAUUUCAAAUAACGAAUUUUAUCUUUGAUUUUGAAAGUACAUUGUUGGUAAAUGUUUUGUCAACUGUGUCCGUAUAGCUUCGGAAUAAGUCAACAGG
Molecule: messenger RNA, 2606 nt
Organism: Paramacrobiotus metropolitanus
Lineage: Eukaryota; Metazoa; Tardigrada; Eutardigrada; Parachela; Macrobiotidae
Product: kelch-like ECH-associated protein 1
Exons: 3
Coding region: 281-2299 (672 amino acids)
Molecular function (GO): protein binding
Source: RefSeq, a predicted model, not a curated record